Ogataea angusta is the source of this 657-nucleotide messenger RNA. RefSeq lists its product as uncharacterized. Bases 1 to 657 code for a protein of 218 amino acids. Gene Ontology annotation, molecular function: 5'-deoxynucleotidase activity. The transcript has a single exon. Lineage: Eukaryota; Fungi; Ascomycota; Pichiomycetes; Pichiales; Pichiaceae. Gene Ontology annotation, cellular component: cytoplasm. The record is from RefSeq and is a predicted model, not a curated record.
AUGACGACAUCUGAGUGGAAUCCGCGGCAUGCUCUUCCUGCUGAUAUCCGGAAACUUCUGACUCCGGCUGAGGCUAACGGCAAAAAUUACAACUAUAUUAAUGCAUUUUAUCAGAUCGCAUCGCUUUUAAAGCAGCAGAAGCGCACCGGCUGGAUCGACCACCAGGUCCCGAACCCUGAAAGUAUUGCAGACCACAUGUAUCGAAUGUCUAUCAUUGCGAUGUCGCUGAACAGCGAUGCAUUUUCUCAAAAGCCUGAUCUGACCAAAUGUGCCAAGAUCGCGCUUGUGCACGACAUAGCAGAGAGCCUGGUCGGCGACAUCGUUCCUCACGACGCCAAUAUUGACAAGAAAGAGAAAAACAGACGAGAGUACAGCACGAUUCUCUAUCUGAGCGAGGUCAUCAAGCCAUAUAACGCUACCUUUUCCGAGGAGAUCGUGCAGCUUUGGCUUGAUUAUGAGGACCAGCGUAACUUCGAGGCCUCAAUAGUGAAGGACAUUGACAAGUACGAGAUGCUGAUCCAGGCUUUUGAGUACGAGAAAGCCACCAAGAAGUCUCUCGAUGAGUUUUUCCGCUCAAGAGCGCUGAUCAAGCAUCCAGAGAUCCAGGGCCUUGCCGACAGUCUGUUGGAAGAGCGGAAGGCGUUCUGGGGUGCAUAG